Messenger RNA from Aphidius gifuensis, 2073 nucleotides. It is a transcript of the gene Syx7, whose product is annotated as syntaxin-7. NCBI's taxonomy places the organism in Eukaryota, Metazoa, Arthropoda, Insecta, Hymenoptera, Braconidae. The record is from RefSeq and is a predicted model, not a curated record. Gene Ontology annotation, biological process: intracellular protein transport; vesicle fusion; vesicle-mediated transport. The transcript is spliced from 3 exons. Gene Ontology annotation, cellular component: synaptic vesicle; SNARE complex; membrane. The coding region runs from base 466 to 1281 and encodes 271 amino acids. Gene Ontology annotation, molecular function: SNAP receptor activity; SNARE binding.
CGUAUGAGUUCAGAGUUGUGACCACUGAUGACACUGAUGACACACUGAUGACAGCCGAAACGUCGUAAUAAUAAUCAUUUAUUUAUUUCUUAUUGAUUUUAACUAUUUAAUUACUCUUGAUGUUUCUUUGUAAAGAUAUGGUUAUCUAAACAUAAAAAACAAUUGCAAAAAAUAAAUCAUUUAAGUAAUAUUAAAACAAAAAAAAAACCUUGUGUAAAUUAUAACAAGUUCAAUGUUGUUUCCAAGUGUCAAACAUUUCUGACAUUUGCAUAACUUGUCAUUUAAUCUGUUGACUAUUUAUUUGUGUGUCUAUUGUUAUUUAAAUAAUUAAAAUCAAAUAAACAACAAAGUGUGCGACAUAAUAACAAAUAGAUAAGCUAGUUUGAUUAAUUUGGUAGUCCAGCCCUACGUAGAAGUUUUUUAAACAUUAAAUUUGUGCUUUAAUUAAUUUAAUUAAUCAUCAAAAUGGAUACUGGCUUUUCAUCUUACCACAAUGGUGGUCCAGCUCGAGAACAAGAUUUUGAUAGACUUGCACAAACUGUCAGUACUUCAAUAUUAAAAAUAUCACAAAAUGUAUCAUCAAUGCAAAAAAUGGUUAAUCAACUUGGUGGUGCAACUGAUUCACAAGAACUUAGAAAUCAAUUGCAUCAAAUUCAACAUUAUACAAAACAAUUAGCAAAAGAUACACAAAUACAUUUAAGAGAUUUAAAUGGUAUUGCUAAUAAUACAACAGUCAUUAGUCCAGGUGAUCAAACACGUAAAAAAAUGAAAAUGCAAACUGAAAGACUUCAUGAUGAAUUUAUGGCUGCAUUAAAUAGUUUUCAAGCUGUUCAAAGGUUAGCAGCAUCAAAAGAAAAAGAUAUGGUUAAAAAAGCUAAAGCUGUACAAGGUAUACAUUUUGGUGAAAAAAAACAAGAAACACUUAUUGAAUUAAAAGACAGUAGAACACAAAAACAAAUGCAACAACAGCAUUUACAUGAUGAACAAAAUAUUCGUAUGCUUGAAGAACAAGAAGCCAGUAUACGUCAGCUUGAAAGUGAUAUUAGUGAUGUUAAUCAAAUAUUCAAAGAUCUUGGUGCUUUGGUGCAUGAUCAAGGUGAAAUUAUUGAUUCAAUUGAAGCAUCAGUUGAAAGAACUGAAGUGUUUGUCAAUGAAGGAACACAACAGCUAAGAACAGCAGCAACUUAUCAAAAUAAAUUGAGAAAGAAAAAACUUAUUCUUGCUAUUAUUGGUGUUGUUAUAUUAUCACUUAUUAUUUCUUGGUUUUAUUGGGGAAAUUAAUUAAACAAUAAACAAAAUGAAAGAAAAAUUUAAAUAAUAUUUAAAUUAUGUUAACUAUUAUAUUUAAAAUCUACCUAUUAACAAAACAAACAAAAAAAUCUUUUGAAAAUAAUUUGCUUUUGUAUUAUGUCUCUUUCAUAAAACAUGUGGCAUAGCUCGAUUGAUUUUUUGUAUUUAAAUACUAAAAAAAAAAUGCUUUUAAUUGCGAUGAUAUAAUAAACAAAAAAAGCUACAUAUUUUAUAGAUAUUGAUUAUUUAUACACAUUGUACACACACUAUGAAUUUUAACAAUUAAAUUAUUGUAAACGAGUAUAAUUUUAUUAUUAUGGAAUUAAAAAAAAAAAAACAUUCCUCAUGAUAAACAUUUAAGAAUGUAUAAACAAAUAAAUUAAUACUAAAAUUAUGUAAAAGCCAAAUUUAAUUUUGUGUAUUAUAUAAUAAACAAAAAAAAUUAAUGAAAAAGAAAAUAUUAGUCUCUGCUAAAGUUCAUUCUUAAUUUUUAUUUAAUUUAAUUUUGAAUGAUAAAAUUAAUCAAUACUUUUACUUUGUAUUAAAAAUAAUAUUGACUAGUUUUUUUUUUCGCUAUUUGGAUUUGAGUUUGCUACCUUGAAUUAAUUUGAUAUAUUGUUUGCUUAUAUAUCUAAAAAUACGAAUAGAAAAAAAUAAAAAGUCUAAUAACUAAAAAACAAAUUAUACAAUAUAAUUUACUGACAUAUAUUUCUAUGGAAAUUUAAUAAAUUAAAAAACAAACAAAACUGAUCAAACAAACUAUUCUAUUAUAAAAAAACAAAA